AUGUCAAUUUCAAUAGAUCAAAUCCCGGAUGGACUUAGGCCAGAUAAGAAUGUAAGCCCUUACAUUCAACGAGCAAUCGAACUUGAAGAGGCAGAGCCUAUCAUCAGUUACUACAGCAAAAUCUUUGUACUUGAGUAUAUUUUGAACAACAAGAUACAUACCAAAUCGAAAGAUAAUGAGGAAUUCACGAUAAAGCUCUUGGAUGACACCGAAUCUGUAAAGAAAGAUACAGAAGAUGAAGAGCUUCACACGGUUUUAAACGACAAGAAUUUGUCCUUUCGCUACGCAUUGAAAUUUGCAUACGGGCUAUUCAACCUGUGUCUUGAAAGCCUAAAAACAUAUAGGAGUGAAAACAAGUCUAAAUUAGUUACCAAAUUUAGAGCUGCAAUGUGCUUCUUGAACAUACUUGAGGUGUUUGAGAGUUCGAGUAACGAAAUUGACUUGGGCGCAGUUUUUGGCUCCAAGAUUACAAAUUGGAGCGAUUUUGAAGUCGUAAAUAAGGAGAAGCUAAAGGUUUUGAAAUACCAAUUGACUAAGUUGGUUAAAGAUGAAAUCCAGGUUGAGGAGAAUGAACCUUCAAGCAAUGCGGACUUGGAAAAGGAAUUAGAUGAGGAAUUGCAAAGAUUAAGCACAACCCAAGAUGUCAAAGAUGAAGAAGUCGAAAGUGACACCGCAGAAAGUAGGCACACCGGAUUGAAUGAUGAAACUGACACUGUACUACAUACAAAUGAUGCCAGCAAACCCCAUGAUACAACAGAUGACCUUGUCGGCGAUAGCUCAUCACGGCACAUUGAUGCAGAAAAUGGUAUUCCUGGGGUGAAUCUUCCUGGUGCACCACAUUUCAAACCCGACGAUGACUCUGAUGCAGACGAAAAUGUCAAACUUCCACAAGCGCCGAAGUAUUUGCCAACAGACGAUAUUGGUCACAUAAACAAGUCUGGAACAAUACAAGUUUUUCCUCCAAAAUCAGAUCAAGAUGGCACGGAUGCGCCCAAAGCUGAGGUAACUAGCUCAAAACCUACUCGAGUCCACGAAAAACCUCUUAGCAAGGAAAACAUAAAAGCAAUUCUUAAUCGCGACGAUGCAGUAGCUCAAAUACAAAAACACACCAAAUUUGCCAACUCGGCAUUACAGUUUGAAGAUUUCAAUGAAGCAGAAAACCAACUUGUGAAAGGGUUGGAACUUUUGCGAGCUUUGAAGAGACAAGAUGAGGAGUAA
Lodderomyces theae is the source of this 1218-nucleotide messenger RNA. RefSeq lists its product as uncharacterized. Gene Ontology annotation, biological process: late endosome to vacuole transport via multivesicular body sorting pathway. Lineage: Eukaryota; Fungi; Ascomycota; Pichiomycetes; Serinales; Debaryomycetaceae. The record is from RefSeq and is a predicted model, not a curated record. The transcript has a single exon. The coding region runs from base 1 to 1218 and encodes 405 amino acids. Gene Ontology annotation, cellular component: multivesicular body.